UCUGAAGUUCAGAAUUUAGAGAACUUUACCUCUAAUGCUGUUGCUGUAAUUGCUUCAAGGUCUUUGACCUUUUUUGUUGGGUCAAACACCCAUAAACCCAUUAACCUUCUUCCAUAUUUUUUUCGUCUUAUUGCUGGUCCCCCCCAAAAACCAACCAUACGAUUUCCCCCGAGCUCCCCGAAUUCCCCCGCCCCCUCAGCAACCCCCCGCUACCGUGGUCCACCUGACGCAGCCUACCCCCCGCUUUCCGAGCUGGCGUGGCGAGGCAAACUCACAAAUAUUUACUUCCUGUACAUCAAAAGGAAAGGGGGGCCCCCUUUCGUGGAAUGUGGCAACAUGGGUGUGUUUGACCGCGGAGUUCAGAUGCUGCUGACCACAGUGGGGGCCUUUGCUGCCUUCAGCCUCAUGACUAUUGCUGUGGGGACAGACUACUGGCUGUACUCGCGUGGCGUCUGCAAGAUAAAGAGCACCAAUGAGAAUGAGACAAGCAAGAAGAACGAGGAGGUAAUGACGCACUCAGGCCUCUGGAGGACCUGCUGCCUAGAAGGUUCUUUUAAGGGCAUGUGUAAACAGAUAGACCACUUCCCUGAGGACGCUGACUAUGAGGCAGAUGCUUCAGAAUACUUUCUUCGUGCAGUACGAGCCUCCAGCAUCUUCCCAAUCCUGAGUGUUAUCCUUCUAUUCAUGGGGGGGCUCUGUAUCGCCGCCAGUGAAUUCUACAAGUCACGCCACAACAUCAUCCUCAGCGCUGGCAUUCUGUUCGUCUCUGCAGGCCUGAGCAACAUUAUAGGAAUCAUUGUAUAUAUAUCAGCCAACGCUGGUGACCCCUCAAAGAGUGACUCCAAGAAGAACAGCUACUCAUACGGCUGGUCCUUUUACUUUGGUGCCCUCUCUUUCAUCAUGGCUGAAAUGGUGGGUGUGCUAGCAGUACACAUGUUUAUUGACCGCCACCGGGAGCUGCGAGUUGGUGCACGUGCUGCAGACUACCUCCAAGGUGCUGCCAUCACACGAAUCCCGAGCUACCGUUAUCGCUAUAGACGCCGCUCGCGUUCCUCAUCCCGUUCCACGGAUCCCUCACACUCUCGUGAGGCAUCACCAGUGGGCCUGAAGGCCUUCGGGACACUGCCUUCCACCGAGCUGUCUAUGUACACGUUGCCCAAGGGCCAGACGGGCACCCCUACAGCAACGUAUAACUCUACGGAAAGGGACCACAACUUCCUACAGGUCCACAACUGCGUACAGAAGGACCUCAAAGACUCGGCAGCCAAUCGGCGCACUACGCCUGUAUGAAAAUGAAGACAAAGCGUGGAUUCUAGGGUAGAGUAGCAAAUGAAAAAGGUUUUAGUAAAGAAGGAGGAAGGAGCUGAGAGGUGGAGAUGAGAGAAUAGACUGGCAAGUAAGGGGGGAAGGAGGGGGGCUGAGUUUCUGAGUUCUUCAAAAGACCUCAGAUAAUCUUUAAGCUUUUGGUUAAAAGAAAAACAAGACAAAAAGAAAAGAAGUAAAAAUGCAUAAAAAAGAAACAUGCAUGAUUUUCCCAUGAACAAUGUUUAACAUGUUUUAAACAUGUUUGAGGGGGGUGAUAAAUCAGGAGGGGGGUGUCUGGGGUCUGUGGCUGUCUCAGGGCUAUGGAUCCAUGGCGUGGUAGGCUGGGCCAGGCUGCCUUUUCAAAGGUGAUUUUGUUUUAUGUUAAUUUUCUUCCUAAUCUAAAUAAACUGGGUGCACAGUUUGCCCGUUUGGCCCAGCCUAUGAAACUGCCCUUGCACUGUCAUACCAUAAGCCCUCUUACGCACACGCACACACAACGUGAACUCCCAUACACCCCGCUCCUUCGUUUACUUGCUGUUUCCUCUUGAUUUCAUUCUUUAAUCGCAUUAAACUGUGAACCACUGCGGUGUGGGAUUAAAGCAGGGAGCAAUUCUGACCGCAAAAAAAGGUAAAAUAACCUAAGUUACUAUAUGUACCGAUUAUAUAUAUAUAUUCAUAUAUAUAUGUUACUAUAUCAUGACUAGCCUUCCCUGGUGCAAAAAAUAUCCACAAGAAGAAAAAAAAGUAAAGUAACUCAGUUACUGUUGUAAAACUACAGUCAUCAUGCAAACUGAAACCAAGAUGGAGGAUUCAGCAUGACUGGCUCAUCCUUUGGACAUCUGCCUAUACAAUAGAAAUUGGUUAGUGUUAGACACAUUAUCACAUUUUUUUAUGACAAAAUGAAAAAACAACCAAAAAAAAACAUUUUGGAAGUCCACCAAAAGAAAAAAACACAAAAAAAACUGGCAGCCAUAUUUGUUCGAGGUUAACAUGUGAAAUGUUGACCUUUUUUUGUUGUUGUUUUUUUUUCUUUUUUAUUUAUUUAUGUAUCUAUUUAUUCAUUUAUUUUUGACCCCUCUAAGGGGUAGAGAGGAAAAGAGCUGUGGGCAAGGAAUACAUUUCUCUGCAAACUUGAAGACGACUGUGGACAAUGAAACGCCACUACUGCCAAAGACACAAGGUAGUGCGUGAGAGAACACAGCUACCAGCAAGCUGAAGUGAAGUGACUCUAGAAAAAUGAAGUAUCAAUUUACAUGCAUGCUGAUCAAAAUCAUUAAAUCUGCUUUUAAGGAAACCUAUCUUUUUUGAACAAUUAGACAAUGGUACGAUGUAAGGGCAGCCAAAAAAUAGAAAUAACUGUUACAGUACUGUGUCUCUUCCAUUUUUCUUCCUGUUUGUUGGGUAGGGGGGGUCAGGGGUUUGGAGAGGGGAAUUAUAUUUGCUUGGAACUAAAACAGAACUUUGGAAAUGUAUCAAGGCUAUUUUUUAAGAGAAGAAAACCUUGCCUUUUCAUUUCAUUUUGUUUUCAAAGUUAAGUUUAACUCAAAUACAGCCUUAUCUUUAUCUUGGUUCUCUUGCUUCUUUGGUUCAACAUGUGUUGUUGUAAAUGAGAAUAUAUAUUUAAAAAUAGUCUAAUAUCUUUCAGGGUGCCAAAACUGAAUGAUUCUGAACUUGGAUGCUUCAAGUCCUGAUGACUAAUAAAAAAUCCAUCCCUCCCCUGUAA
Cyprinodon tularosa is the source of this 3028-nucleotide messenger RNA. Its product is annotated as voltage-dependent calcium channel gamma-2 subunit-like. Gene Ontology annotation, biological process: calcium ion transmembrane transport; neurotransmitter receptor transport, postsynaptic endosome to lysosome; postsynaptic neurotransmitter receptor diffusion trapping. Gene Ontology annotation, cellular component: voltage-gated calcium channel complex; postsynaptic density membrane; AMPA glutamate receptor complex. The transcript has 4 exons. The record is from RefSeq and is a predicted model, not a curated record. Bases 337 to 1290 code for a protein of 317 amino acids. NCBI's taxonomy places the organism in Eukaryota, Metazoa, Chordata, Actinopteri, Cyprinodontiformes, Cyprinodontidae. Gene Ontology annotation, molecular function: voltage-gated calcium channel activity; channel regulator activity.